Messenger RNA from Trichomycterus rosablanca, 947 nucleotides. Its product is annotated as sterile alpha motif domain-containing protein 3-like. The record is from RefSeq and is a predicted model, not a curated record. The transcript has 4 exons. The coding region runs from base 79 to 720 and encodes 213 amino acids. Lineage: Eukaryota; Metazoa; Chordata; Actinopteri; Siluriformes; Trichomycteridae.
UUCAAUGCCCAUGGAACCUUGUUGUCUCCUACCCCAAAAACACGUUCUGAUAUUCUUGAGGGCCUAGCUGAAGAAAUCAUGAAGUAUACAGCAUAUCCAAAGGAUGAGCAGUUAGAAGAAGUGGCCAAGGCUCUGAUACAGUCCCACCCAUGUCUGUUGGAGAAAGGCACUCGCGGUGGCUACUGUGGUUGGAAGCACUACUUGAAAAUAAAGAUGAUGAACUUCAGAUCAAAGCUCAGCCGAGCUGGACAUCCUGAGGUUGCAGUCAACUCUCUGAAGAAUAAACGGAAAGGCCAGGAGAAGCCAGCGGCCAACAUCAAGAAGCCCAGGAAGGCAGAAGUUAAUUUCUGUCCAAACAUACCCAGAGGUGAAACAAGAGAGAGUAUGGAGGCGGAAAGGGUGGCUCUACUGACAGAGUUAAAAAAGAAGAAACAGAAUGAGGCUGAGAUCAAGAAGAUGAUGCAGCAUACCUUCUCGAUCAGAAGGCAGGAGGUUCUCCAGGAGCCAGCGAUUCCAGAGUUCCGAGACAGAUGGCCAGCACUCUUUGAUGUCAGUGAGAUUAACUUGGAGUUCAUGCGACUGACAACUGUACCUCUGACCUCCAAAUUCCUCGGAGAACUGGACCGUCAGACAGACAACCUGAUCAAGGUUUUUAAUGCCAAAGGCGGAGUUGCAGGAAGAAAGAUCACCGCCAUAAUGGCCCAGAUGGAUAAUGCGUGAUUGUGUGCUGAGCUGUCUGAGCAUCUACCUCAAUGAAGACCUGGACACACUGGUUAAAGAAUAUGUGGUAUGUCAGCCUACUGUCCUUUGUGCCAGAUGUAAUUCCCAUCCAGAUGUGCCUGAUAUGUUGCGUUCAUAAGAAUGAGAUGAGGACACAUGACCACCAAUAGUUCAUCAUUGAGUCCAAUGGGUUGUUUUAGAAUGAGAAAUUCCCACAAGGCAAAUGU